This is a messenger RNA of Paramormyrops kingsleyae, 1325 nucleotides long. RefSeq names its product origin recognition complex, subunit 6 (gene orc6). The record is from RefSeq and is a predicted model, not a curated record. Gene Ontology annotation, cellular component: nuclear origin of replication recognition complex. Gene Ontology annotation, molecular function: DNA binding. NCBI's taxonomy places the organism in Eukaryota, Metazoa, Chordata, Actinopteri, Osteoglossiformes, Mormyridae. Gene Ontology annotation, biological process: DNA replication; DNA replication initiation.
GUCGUCUCGCUUAGGGAAUCCGCUCUGUUUCGUCACUUCUAAUUUGACCAACCAGUAGCUUCAUGGGCGUGGCAUGUGUGAAAUUUCCCGCGAAAAAAACACACUAGUGCGGAAGGAGAUUCUUGUAAAUUAUUUCCGCGAUGGAGAAAGAGAUGUUUAAUAAACUUGCGUGCAAAAUGGGUAUAACUUCAGCGAAAAUAUUACGCCAAGCCGAAGAAUAUUUACGGUUGUCCCAGAUCAGAUGCACGGGCCUUGGAAACACUGUGACAAGCAGGGCUGUGAUAUGCUUGGAGCUCGCUGCUACGACCAUGCGGCAUCCUCUGGACAAAGAGUAUGUCAUUAAAUUGUCAGGCCUGAACAAGAAUGUCUAUCGGAGCAGUUUAAAGUCCAUGGAGUGCAUUCUGGGCCUGGAAUCUCAUUUGGGACUCGGAGACCUGGCUGUCCAGUAUGGGUGUAUGCAGGCUGCUGGACCUGCAGCCGAGAUACUGCAGAGGUACAAAGCCAGUCUACCUGAGACCCAGCAGGCCAGCCUGGAUUUAUCCAAGCCGCUCUUCACCACGGCGGCUCUGCUCACAGCAUGCAGGUGUAUGAAGAUCAAAGUGGACAGGAAGUUGGCAGCCUCUUCUGGGGCUAAGAAGGGAAUGCUAGACAGGCUCUGUGUCCAGUUCCAGAAAUUUGCCCAGGAAAUCUGCAGUGAGAUGAGAACAGGAACAGCAGCUGCGAAAGACCAGCCCAAAACGGCAAAGAAAAGACAGAAGACGCUGCAGGAGGUCAUUGAACAGAGGGAAGAAGUGCUAGAGGAAGAGCUGCUAAAAUCUCCCAAACAGCACAAGGCUGACUCAGAAGAGCCCCUGAAGCAGAAUUACGAAGAAUGGAAGAAGAGCGUCUUGGAAAACGCCUUGAAGGCCACGGGGGUGGAUUCAAACUCGAAAGUCGGCUAGUGGCAGCCUUAAGUCUACUUGGUGUUUAUUAUGGAGCCGCGCGGUUUGACCUUUUUCAAGUUCCCCAGAAUUCCUCGUUCGUAUUUGGCUGUAAUAGCACCACCCAUGUACUGAUGUACCGACAGAGAGCACGCGGGGUACUGAAUGGAACAACGUCGUUCAAAGGCUCGAUGCGUUGGCGUCACUCGCCCGGAACUUCGGAAAGACGUCGCAGACUUUGUUUUUGCGGCUCGUGUAAAACGACUCAAUUUUAACCAUCAUAAAGCGUUUUAUCUCUUUGUGUGCUCGCUUUUACUUAAGCUUUUUAAUUACAUUUUUUUAUAAUUUGAGUGCGGUCUGUUCUCAGAUCUUCUGAGCAUUUGAAUAAAAUAUGUUGUAUGAGUA